CAACAAUGUCGCUGGAUCCAUCCAUAUUCGAAACCACAGUCCCUUCCCGCUACAUCACCUUCACACUCCCCCUCCCCCACCUCCUCCUCCGCGCCGCCGUCCUCGAUUCCCCCUCCCCCUCCGCCUCUUCACCCUCCUCCACCGCCGCCAUAUGGGUCCCACCAGGCCGCGAAUCCGACUGGAUUUUCUCCACCUUCUCCGGCCACCUCCAGCUCCUCCUCUCCUCCCCCACCUCCCUCCCCCUCUCCCGCCUAAUCCUCCUCGGAAAUCCCCCAUCUUCCCCCAUUCCCACCUCCUUCAAUUCCACCUCCCCUCCACCGCCACCGCCGCAGAAUCUCGCCCCCUUGCUUUUAGGGCUUUCCCCCAAAUCCGAAUUUCUAGGUCACAGUGAAAUCCCAGAAGUGCCCUUGCUGGUUUACGAGGAUGAGGUGGUUAAAAAUUCAAUCUUGGAGAUCUGCGAUGGGCCUUGUGUAGGUGAAUUUCUCAUUGAGAAUGUUGAAUUGAAGUUUGAUGAUGGGGUUAGAGAGUUUAGGAGGAGGUUGAGGUUCAAGAGAAUGCCUAAUUUUGUCCAAUCCCAAAUUAGAAUUCGUCCUAAAAAAGUUUCAAUCUUGGAUAGUUUAGAUGAUUUGGAGUUUGAGUUGGAAAAGGGGGUUUUGGUUCAGCCCUAUUUAAGCCCCAUGGUGGCUGGCAUUGCUGUGAUUCACCGCUUCUUGGAUGGAAAAUCGCGGCCGAGAGCGUUGUGUUUGGGAAUUGGUGGAGGUGCAUUGCUCGGAUUCUUGGCCGAUCGCCUCCAUUUCGAGGUUGAUGGAGUCGAGGAAGACGAGGUAGUUUUAGAAGCUGCCAAGAGGCAUUUUGGAUUGAACAAUGAUGAGUUAAUCCAUUUGUUUGUUGAAGAUGGGAUUAGAUUCAUCAAGGGGGUUGCAAAGAAGUAUGACGUUGUGAUGGUUGAUAUGGAUUCUAGUGAUGUGAUGAGUGGCGUCUCCGCGCCACCUGGAGAGUUCGUGGAGGGCUCGGUUCUAAGGGCUGCGAGGGAGGUUCUUUGCGACCAGGGUGUCCUCGUUGCGAACGUGAUUCCCUCGAGCAAGAUGUUCUAUGAGAGGUUGGUUUGUGAAGUUGGUGAGGUUUUUGAGGAAGUGUAUGAGAUUGAUGUUGGGAAUGAGGAGAAUCUUGUAUUGAUUGCAGCAAAAUCAGGUGUUGGAGAGGGUUGGGAUGGGGAAGAUAGUACAUUUUUGAACAAGUUGAAGUUGGUUGUUUCAUGUAAUUACAUAGAUUCCAUAAGGAGAAUAUCUAACUAGAUGAUGAUCAUAUGAUUUUCUUGGCUU
Molecule: messenger RNA, 1322 nt
Organism: Salvia hispanica
Lineage: Eukaryota; Viridiplantae; Streptophyta; Magnoliopsida; Lamiales; Lamiaceae
Product: S-adenosyl-L-methionine-dependent methyltransferases superfamily protein
Biological process (GO): polyamine biosynthetic process
Source: RefSeq, a predicted model, not a curated record